AUAUAAAUAAAUGAGCACACUAUCAUGUCCCAUAAAGCUCCUGACUGACUGGUGAUCCUCAUUGAGAUUCAAGAUGAGUCUUUCACUUCAACAGACAGCAACAAUCGAAUCGGAGCACCCAGCAAACACAGCAGUUGAAGAGCCGAUGGAAAGGCAAAGCUUGCAAGAUGUGCUCGCCUUCGCUAAAGAGCUUCUGGCUCAAAAGCCCAGUCGAGGUAUGCUGAAGGUAUACUUGGUGGGCUCCGUGUUCGCGGUGCUCGGGACGCUCAUCGGAUUGGCUGAGCUGGUGUGUCGACCGCUCUCUUCAGGAGAGCCGAUGGACGCAGAGAUGGUCCUCAUCAUGAUGGACAAAGAGCAGAGGACACAAAAAUCGGAGCGCAAGGUGGAGGAGACUCUGACAAAAGAGCACAAGGACGUCAUCCAGAGCAUACAGGCAUUUUCCAAGAGCCAAAGUCAAAGAAAUCUGUGCAAUCGUCUCCAUGCUUCAUAAAAGACACUCUUCCCCCGUGAAAAGACAAAUCAACUAUGCGUUAUCUUCUAGGCCCAUACACAAAAAGACUAAAUGUAAUGUUGGAAAUAUUGUUUUGGACUCUUAGCUGUCAUGAAUUCUCUCUGUGCAGUUGAGUCUUUUCCUUUUGCACAAGCACUUUCACUUAAAUUGUCCAAGUUUUUGUUCCCUGACGUCAUCUAUUUUCUCUACUACUGUCUGUUGGUGCCUCAACACACCAACAGGGACAUCUAGUGGGGAAGAUUGGCACUGCUAUUUUUUUACAUUUUCCAUGUAUGUCAUUAUGUUGUUUUUUAUAUAUCAAUCUAAUAGUAUUUAUAUACCGGUAGCCCUUCAUCACAUAUCAAUAAUGUUUCCUUUUUACAUUUUUGCUCAUUUUCAACCCAUUAAGCCUUUGAAUACUUGCUUUGUAUAAUUUCCCCAGUGAUAAUAAAUAAUAAUAAUAAUAAUGAGGAUAAUAAUUAUAAUUAUAUUAAUAAUUUAUGCAGUGAACUUCGCCAAAGCUAAAAGUCUACAAAGUUGUUGCUUUGAUUGUGAUGUUGGAAAUGUAUUGAACCUAUUGAAAAUCAUUAUAUACUGAUAUACUGUAAUAAAAUAAUGAUAGACUGUGGCUGUGUGAAAAAUUCAGGGAAUUUUCUAACUGUCAAUCCCCUUCUGAAUGAAGAUGAAAUGUUAUGUUAUUUUAUGGAUUGUCAGGAAUGAUCAGCGGGAAAAGAAAGAAAUUAGUAAAAAAUUCGGGUUUGGUGUUUAAAAUGUUUUUGUUCAUUUCUUAAAUAUUGUUAUUUUUGCUUUCCCUUUGUGUAUUGGUAUAUGGUUAUACGCUGCAAAAGGCGCUUAUACUUAGUGUUUUUUAUUUUAUUUUUUUGAACACAUUUGUUUACUGAAAGUUUUUGUCACACAGUUAACUGAAAUACAAUACAAUACACAUUAAUUGUUAUUUUUUUCCUCCAACCAAAAAAAAAAAAGAUAUAUCAGUCAAAUAAGUACAGGCAGAUAUUGAUAUAAAGCCACAGACAACUGCACAUCUGAAUGG
Molecule: messenger RNA, 1541 nt
Organism: Entelurus aequoreus (snake pipefish)
Lineage: Eukaryota; Metazoa; Chordata; Actinopteri; Syngnathiformes; Syngnathidae
Gene: g0s2
Product: G0/G1 switch 2
Exons: 2
Coding region: 74-490 (138 amino acids)
Source: RefSeq, a predicted model, not a curated record